Molecule: messenger RNA, 20790 nt
Organism: Porites lobata
Lineage: Eukaryota; Metazoa; Cnidaria; Anthozoa; Scleractinia; Poritidae
Source: the annotation of a GenBank genome assembly
AUGCGGCUGUUUAUUCUUUUGGCUGUUUUGUCUUUCUUUGAUGAACAUGGGGUUGCAGAAGGUCUCAAGUAUACUAACACGUGGGCUAUGCAGAUAGAUGCUAAUGUCACAGAGGCAUUAAAAAUUGCUGGAAAGUAUGGAUUCACGUUUAAAAUGGAGGUAUAAUAUAGUAUAAUAUAUAUGAGACAUUGAUAUGUUGUAGUUCAAUUUUAUCCUUGGUUUGAAUUUUUUUAUCUUUGUUGUUUUGGGGUAUGGUAAUGUAUGAUAAUGACCUUGAAACAAAGGAGAAUAAAAUUUAAAACAAGGAUAAAAUUAAAAACCACAUAAUACUUGUACAGACUGAAUUCAAGACAGAAAGACGGAAAUUCAAGACAGAAAGACCAGAACUGUUUGAAUUUUAAGACAAAUGCAGCCUAUAACACAGGAAAAAUUUCAGAAUCCCCAUUUUGGGUUUAAAAAGGGAAAUAAUUGGGAUUUCAAAGGGAUUUCUUUGGGAAAACCCAAAAUUGGGAAAGUGCUACCAAAACCAAGCAUGGGUUUUUAAAAUCCCAUUUUAUUCCCAAUAAUGGGAUUUUUCAGUCCCAAGUUUUACCCAAGAAUGGGUUAUUUUUGGGCCAGUUUUUUCCCAGUAUUGGGAUUAAAACUUCCCAUUCUAUUCCCAAAAAUGGGAUUUCUAGGUCCCAAGUUUUACCCAACAGUGGGUUAUUUUUGUGCCAGUUUUUUCCCAGUAUUGGGAUUAAAACGUCCCAUUUUAUCCCCAAUAAUGGGAUUUCUAGGUCCCAAGUUUUACCCAAUAAUGGGUUUUUUUUGAACCUGGUUUUUCCCAAUAUUGGGAUUGAAAUUUCCAAUCCAAAUCCCAACAAGUCUAGAAUAGACAAACAGCUUUUGUCCAAAUCAACUAAGAUAAUGCAUUAUAUUUUUCUUUUCAAACAGUUUUAAUACACUUAACUAUAUUUUUGGUUUAAAUAAAAACAUAGUGCAUAUUUUGUACAAAUAAACUAUUUGAAUUUAUUUAUAUAAGUAAGUAUACAUGUCUUAGAAUUUCAAAAUGUCUCAUUUGAAUGUGUCCAUCAAUGUCUCAAGUGCAUUUAGACUGACUGGUUGUUCAAUUUACAGUAUAAUAUGGAAAACAUCAAUACUUCUUGCUAUAAUAAAUAAUAUAAAACAUUAAUGAAUCCCAACACAACCUUUUUCAAAUGUAAGGUGUUUCCAUCGUUAAAACUGUCAGUACCCUUGAGGAAAGGUUAUAACAAUAAACUCUUUCAAAGUUUUCAGAAAAAAACACAGUCCUUUUAGGCAUUAAUUGUCAUAAAAUCAACAUCAUCACAUCACUAUUAAAGUGAUGAAAGGUAACUUGUUUCAGUCUCCUUGUUCACUUUUAUCAUAGCCAUCUUCAGCUGCGUAGGAUCAACAGGUUCAUCAGCGAUUUCCACAUACUUGUGCCUUGCUGGCUUCUUGGACACCACUUCCAACAGUUGAGAUAGUGAGGGGCGUGAGAUUUCUAGGUGUGACAGAGAAUCUCUUCUUCAGCAGCUUUGAGAUCUCCUCUCCACCCAAAACACUUCCACAUAUAAAUCUCACAAUCAUGUUGCAAAGUUUUGGUGACAACUGAAUACCGCUAAUCCCCUCUGCAGUACUAGCCUGGGAAGGUGGUGGGUCUCCUUUUUCGUUUUCAGAGUUAUCUGGUGAAAGUGUUGAUCCAAAGCUACCAAUAUCGCCACUGUCCUGCAAUUUUAAAAUCAGUAAUGCAAAUCAAAAACCUUUAACCUUCAAUGUUAAAAAAUAAUAAUAAUCCAAAGGGAAGAAAACAGGGCUUUGACCAGUUUAGGAUGUUAUGUACCAGUAACAUACACACAUAUUUUUAGUGUAUUAUAAAUCAUAAGCUUAUAUAUUAGCUGAGAUGAAAACCUAGAAAGCUAUGACCUGCACUUCUGCCAGUUUUACAUAUUCAAAACAUGUAUCGUGCGAGACAGUUUUUUUAUUCUCAAUCAAGUCAGUGCUUGGAACGGGUAUAUAAAAUAAAAGAGAUUUUACAUUUAAUUCAAAGAAAAAGAGAAGUAAGCUUUAAACCUCAACCUCUCGACUUCAUGAAACUUUUUUUCUAGCAAAAGUUCAGUAUGUAGGCAAAAUGGACGGCCAUGGAAUAAACAAGUAAACUUUACAUUUGCUAGGAAAUAUUGAUUUAAUAUUGUUCAAGUCUUCGCCAAUGCAAAGUACCACAGAUUGUUGUUGUUCAAUAAAAGCACGCCAAAAAGUAAAAGAAAACUAAAAAAGAGAGAAACGUGGAAGGUUUGUAGCAUUCUGGGCCGUUUCCCGCCGAAAAUAUAAAAGCAACGUUCGUACCUUCAAACGCUUUCCCCACUGCUUCUCCACAACAUUCUUUGAUUCGUUUUAAGAUUUCCUCUGCACUUGGAUUCUCUAUAUCCUCAAAUUGUUCUUUUCUUUCAUCUUUAUCCGUUUUCUUUGGCUCUAAGUCUGAAUUUUGUGAGGACGAAGCAAGAAACAAAGCCAUCUUCUGAACGGGAGUUUGAAUCGAGCGAGCCGUUCUUGUGCGCAUGCGGGAAAAGAGAACUGGGGCAAGCAUUCUCGUCCCCAAGGCCACUCGGCUUUCUUUCUUUCUUAAAGACACGCGGCGAUGGCGACUGGAAUAGAAAACUUAACUCUACAGUAACUUUUACCUGAUCCAAUUUUUCACCCAAACUUUUCCCACCGUAGGAAAACUAUGUCCCAUUCCUUCCUAGAAUUGGGAAAAUCCAAAAACAUUUAACAACUCUGUUCCCAAUGUUUUCCCAUUUUUGGAAAAAUAUUUCCCAAAUCCCAAAAAAAUUGGGACGAGUGGAAUGAACUCUUAAGAUUUCCCAAUAUUUUCCCAAAAUAGUACUUUCUAUUUUCUCCAAGACAAAAUUUUCCCAAUUUUUUUGUCCAAUAUUUUCCCAAAGAAGGAAGUUCAUGUCCCAAUUUUUCCCCAGAAUUGGGUAAAUUCCCAUAAUAUUCCCAAAAUGGAGUUUUGAAAAUAUAAUUAUUAUAUUGUCCCAAAAAAAUCCCUUUUUUGUGAUCUUAAAAGUGGUUCAACUUCCCAAAAUUUUCCCAAUUUUGGUAAUUUCGUUCCCAAUUUUUCCCCAAUAUUAUCCCUAAAUUGGGAAAAUUUACAGGAAUUUCCCAAUUUGGGAAUCUGAAAUUUUUCCUGUGUAAUGUGUAGAUAUUGUUGUAGACUAGUUUAGUAUUACUUUAUAGGUUCAGGUUUAUCUUUAGUUUGUUGUUUGUUUUGAGUAUGUUAUAAUUUGCGAGUUGUUGCAGGAGUUAAGCUUUGAGCCAAGGGAGUAUUUAUUAAACUACAACCCGAUAUGAACAUCCUAACUUUUUUAAUUAUCUACUAGAUAUCUGCCAACUACUAUCUUUUCGAACACAAGAACCUCCCUAGGAUUUCAUCAAAACCAAGCAGCAUUCCCAAAGACUUGUUGAAAGAUCCAUUGGUAAGUUUUGCCAGUUUUUAACAGGUCUGUCAUGAAGGGCUGUAACUUGUAACAUGUGUUGUAGCUGAGCACACUUGAUGCUACUGGCGAUCAAAGUGGAAACCUAAAGGUCACACUAUAAAUUUUUGUGACAUGUACUCUUCAUUCUUUUCUUCCAGGCCAUCGACUGCGAUUUCUUGGUCACUUGAGUACCUAUCACUUUCCUUUUGUUCUGUUUCACUCAAAGAGUCUUUAUUUUUCCUUUUCUUGCACGUAUUCACUCCCUCUUCAUUGCAUGUAUGAUUCUCUGAAUUUUCUGGGAAUUGAGGGUAGUCGUCAUUUUUUUCUUUCAUGCGACUGUCUGCAAUUUUUACGUCAAUUGAGUCCUUAACACUUUCCUUUCGCUUUACAUGUAUAAAAUCAUCAGCUGUUACUGUCAAAACUUAAUGAACAUAAAACAUUAUUUGCUCUUGGAGUAACUGACUAAAUAGCAUAAAUUUAAAGUGCAUAAGUUUAAAGUGCUUACACUAUUGUAUUAGUUAUGAGACUGAUGUCCCACAGGAAAAAAUAACAUAAUCCCAUUUUUGGAUAUUUUUGGGUAUGUAAAGAAUAUCCAUAAAAAUCCCAAAUUUGGCAAAGUGAGACAAGUCCCAACCAGGGAAUUCCCAACCAAGUUCCCUAGUUGGGACUUGUCUCACUCUUCCAAAUUUGGGAUUUUUGUGGGUAUUCUUUAAAUACCCUAAAAUAUCCCAAAAUGGGAAUCUGUUAUUUUUUCCUGUGAUCCACUAUCAUUAUAAACAAUAUUAUUACCAACAAUUAAUAGGCUAGGAUUUCGCUUGUUUUGCACAUAAUUCUUAUAAUGUAACUUGAAGUUUUUACCCAAUAGCACACACUAAUUACUUUGAGGUCACAUGACAUAACAAUGAAACAUUGCAAAAUCAACAUUUAUGAUGUCAGAGUGCAAUAGUGUAUUGUUGCCAUGAAUACGAUGACCGAAGACUACUGUUACAGCGAGGUUUAAUGAAUUUUCAGCUUCAAAAUUUCCAGCUAUAUAACAAAUCACUUAAAAACUGGUUCCUUGGGAAAAAGUUAAUUUUGUUUGCCUUGAAUGUCAAUUACAAAAUUAACUGUUUCCCUCUGGACCAGUCACUAGUGUUAAUAUUACAGUGUAAUGAGUAAGGUUUGCAUAUGAGAAUAAACUUGUUGAAGGCCACAUCCUGACUGGUUGUUAUGCUUCCCGACUAGCUCGCUUGUAGGUAGUGUUUCUCAGGUGGCCACGAUACUAGGUAGUAUAGCACAUUGCAUUAUCAAGUGGCAGAUUUUAGACCAAACUAAUGCCCAAAGGGCUCGAAAAAAAUUUUUGGGGACCACCCCCAUCCCUUAUCUCAGGGGUCUGGAUGACCGGGACCCCCCUCAUCUGCAGGUCUGGAUCUGCCACUGUUAUCACGCUGCCAUUUAAAUUAAUAUUUUUUCUACUUUCAUCACUUUAUCACUUGUUAGUAAUAUUUGACAUCUGGUGGUACCACUGCAUGAUUAUUUUGUUUAACCAUAUUAUUGAUCACAGGUGAAAUGGUUUGCCCAACAAGUUAGACAGAAUAAUGAUCUCUAUGAUAAGCACUUCACUGCUGUGUCCUUUAAUGACCCCAGGUGGAAUGACCAGGAGUGGUAUUUGGUAAGUAAAAAACUAAAUUCUAGGCCUUUUAAGAUACUCUUAAGAAUUACUUUACCAAAAAUAGGAGUCAGCUUUCUUUCAAGCUAUAUUUAGUGAUUUGAAUUCCUAUAGAUGUCUGAUCUGGGUUAGCUACGUGUAGCAAUGCAACUAUUUUUAAGGGACGGCCAGAUGCCUUUUGUAAAACCUCUGGGUGUCCAUCUUAAAGCGGCGUCUGCCUUAUGAUGAGUAAAAGAGAAAUGGCUGAAGAAUGGUAGAGGCCAGCUCUAGAUGUCUGUUUUAGAGAGGUGUCCAUCUUAUAGUAAGGCAGGGACCAUCUAAAGAUGACCUUAUGAGGUGUCUGUCAUUUAGAGAAAUGUGACUGUAACACGUCAACUAGGUUAAAGGAGGCUGAUCAAGUGCUAAUUUCAGGGGGCAAACUUCAGUACUUCUCUUUUGUCUGUCAGUGAUAUUGUUGUUGGUGUAAAUUUACAGGGCCUUCCUGAUAAAGGAAUGAAUAUUUACCAAGUGUGGCAGCAAGGCAUCACAGGCAAAGGAGUUGUGGUGGCAGUUGUUGAUGAGGGGCUCCAACAGUCGCAUCCUGAGCUCGCUGAUAAUUAUGUAGGUAUAGUUAAUCGGCCCAGAAAUGAUGUUGUUUGUGUAAAGCUUAAAGUACAAUGGAAACUGGUAAAAUCAGUAGAAUUGGCAUUAGUUAUACCUGCAACACAGCUGUCAGUUUAGGUUAUGUUCACACGAUACCGAAUAGGUCUUGUGCCGGCCCCAGGGGGGGGUACUCGGGAUUUCAAGUGACGGGGAUGAUCAAAGGAUUUAUUUUGGGUUUGAAAUUUUCGAUUCCGAAAUUUUUUUGGGUACGAACAUUUGGCAAGUAUUUUUUUGGGUAGCUUGAUUUGAGUAGGGAUUUUUUGGGGGAUUAAAAAGAAUCGGUAGUGCCCUGGCUGCGUAGUUCUGCGAAUAAAGUACAAACAAACGUGUUUUGCUGUUGUUUAAUAGUUAACUAUGCAGGGCUUCUGAUAUUUCGCGGAAAAAAAAGCAAAAUUUCGCGGGAUUUUCAGGGGCAAAUUCGCGGAAAAAUCGGCCGAUUUCGCGGGAUUUUCGCGGGAAAAAAAAUCAAAAUUCGCGGAACAAUCGGCCGAUUUCAGGCGAUUUUCGCGGGAGAAAAGUCAAAAUUCGCAGGAAAAUCGGCCCAUUUCGAGGGAUUUUAGCGGAAAAGAGUCAAUUUUCGAAGGAUUUUCAGGGGCAAAUAAUUUCCUAAGAAUUUCUUAGGAAAAUCGGCCGAUUUCACGAGAAAUUUCGGGGAAACUUCGCCAAGAAACAAUCAGUAAAAAAUCGCCGAUUUCGCGGGUUUUUUUUUGGCAAAUUUUGCUAAAAUCGAUCAAUUUUGCGUCGAUAUGACCAGCGUUGGUGAACAUUUUUUUUAACACGGAUAAUCAUUUACUCUUUCAACAACAGUUCGCUCGAGGAAUAAGCGCAUGUUAAAGCCAUCAACAUUAUGGUUAGUGCCCAGUUUUUCGCAACGUUCAUCUAAAAACGCCUGGUAGUUUUGGGACGUUGUUUACUCGUUGCAGUGAUGAAGUUUCAAGCUAAAUUUGGACGUUUGGGGUGAAUAAAACCGGUCUAAUAGCCAAGAUAAGUAUUAAAUAUGUUUUGCCGACAUGUAUUUGGAAAUAUUUCUGGCGGAUUUCGCGGUAUUUCGCGUUUUUUGGGGAAUUUCGCGGGAUUUCGCGGGUCCGCGACCGCGCGAAAUAUCAGAAGCCCUGACUAUGGUGUCGCUUUACAUGUGGAACUUUUAAGGGCCGCAAAAUCGGCAUGGGAUUUUUUGGGGGUUAAUUUUUGGUACAGGGAUUUUGUUGGGUUUUGCUGGAAGCCCUAGGGAUUUUUUUGGGUCUUGACUUUUGGCUCCAUUCGAUCAUCCCCGUCACUUGAAAUCCCGAGUACCCCCUCUGGGGUGCCGGCACGGAAAGCAUAUUGGAUCGGGCUUCUCUUCACCUAUAAGAACAGUGAUUUCAACACGAUUUCUGGCUGCCUCACGCCAAUCUCGUAAGUGGAGAGUCACAUAUCAGAUAGGUUCUAUUCCACACUUCGGUGCAGUGUAAACAGGUAUUUAGACUGUAGUGGAAGUAAAUAUAUUGAGUCCGGUGAGGACUGGGAUUUAGUGCACCAAACUCUCCCUGCCAACUACCCCGGCACAAUGAUUGAUGUCUAUGAACAACUUACAACAACAACGACAGCAAAAGUAAGAACAACAUCUUUGUUCACACUAUUUAGGCAUCAAACACAGAAAGAGUGAAGGUGUAGAAAAGUUUAAACAGUAUAUAGAACAAUUAUUUGAAGGAAGAUCACCGCAGUUAUUAUACACAACUAAUAUGCAGUUGCGAAAAGAAAGCAUGAAAAAAAAUUCAGGCGUGUAUGGGAUUCCAACCCUUGACCUCUACGAUACCGGUGCAGCGCUCUACCAAUUAAGUUAAAAGGCCAACUGGGAGCAGGUAGUUGAAUUGGUUCGUUAUAAACCCGUGAAAGGAUGAUGAUGAAAUUAUGAAUAUAUGAAAAUCAUAUAUGUGAACUGCAGAGUGAAGAAUUAUUUGAAGGAAGAUCAUCACAGUUAUAUACACAACUUAAUUAUGACUAUGAAAUUAUGAAUAUACCAAUUAAGCAAACAAGCUAACUGCGAGCAGGUCGUUGAAUUCAGGAGUUCGAGUCCAAUACACGCCUGAAUUUUUUUUUCAUGCUUCCUUUUCGCAACUGCAUAAGUUGCGUAUAUAACUGCGAUGAUCUUCCUUUGAACAAAUAAUUCUUCACUCCGCAGAUUACAUAUAGGAUUUUCAUAUAUUCAUAAUUUCAGCAUAGAACAAAUUAAACAUAGUUUAUUUAACUGUUUAGUUAGGUGAAAUAAACAAGUGUGGUACAGCUUAAGUAGCAGGGCUUUUAAUUUGGCUACUGCUUUGUCAAAGUUAACAAAAAUUAACCCUUCGAUCUUCCUGGAUAAGUCUAGAUCGAAGGGCCUCUGCUCGCAGGGUAGAAAAAAUCAAACAGUUACACUGAAUUAACUGAUCAUGCAUCUCUUCGAUAUCUCAUUGGUAUAUUAUUUAAUAAAUAGCAAAACAAUAAGAAUAGAUUUGAAGAUCUGAUGCAGUACGCAAAAAUUAAGUUAAUGUUAUUGACCCCUAUCCCUCCCCCAACUAUUAUCAUACAAGAGUAUAACAUUGGUUUCAUUUUUAUUUAUAAUCAGGAUCCUUUAGCAAGUUUGGAUUUGAUUGAUUUUGAUGCCACACCCAAUCCAGUGGGAAACAAUUCAGGGUAAGAACUGGAACUAUGACAAGUAAAAGGUUUGUCAUAUUUGUUUCACAAAAAUAACUUGCGAUAUAAGAAUUAAGAUAAGAAAGGAGAAGCCCAAUGGAAGUGCAAAAGUACAAUUCAUCAGACAAUAAGUUAAGUUCACACCUUUGUCACCCAUAACCAGCUGUUGACUGGGUACCUUUGAUGGUCAACUUGUACAGAAGGAAGUGAUUUUCCAAACCACAAUGAUUUGUUCAAACAGGCCAGAGAUACACCCAAAAAUUGCGUAACGUAUUGGUGGGAAAAAGAAUAGUAAUAGUAAUAACUUUAGUCUCAAUUUUCUAGCUUCGCACAUUGUGCUGAAACUAAUCGGGGAGACAUUAAAAGUGUUUGAAAAUAAUACACCACUGUUCAUCUGUACUUUCUUUAAAGAAAAAUGAGGAGAAGAAGUGAAACAUAAGGAAGGAAAAGAAAGUAAAAUACUCAGAGUUACAAAGCUGCAAAUUCACACCAGCGGCCCGUUUUUCAUUAGUUCCGGUAACUUUUCGGGGCCGAUAUUAAAAUAGUCAAUCUAAAGAAUAAAAGCGCAGUUCGUAGUUCCAAAACAGUCAAUAUGUUUUGUCAACUGGUAUUUUAAUCAAAUUGUCUGCAAAACAACUGCAAAUUAGUUCGCCGGGGUCUAAUUAGCAGGAAGUUGGGGAAACAGGUUCUAGGAUCGAAAUGAAACCAGUGCUGAUCUUGUUUUCCUUUUUCUAAGCAUGAUUUCAUUCAUCAGCAAAAUCAAACUUUAUGUGUGAAAAAACUGCUUUGGGAAACUCCUAUACAGUACAUUAUGACAGUGAGAAUUGUGAAAAUUUUCAUUGCAUUUAAUAGCCUGAGUUUCGGCUUUCUUCUCGAGUUGCACACUCCCAGGAGAGAUUGUGCUACCCAAGAGGCAGCUGAAAUUCCGGCUACUCAUUAAACCCAAUUCAUCUCUCAAUACAUACCAACCAGAGAGUUAAGUACUCAAAAUGGCCGCCCAAAUUCACUUGUUUGUACGAUUACCAAUAACGUGUUAUACCAAUUUUUCUACUACAGGCAUGGUAACCGAUGUGGUGGAAUCAUCGCUGCCGCUGCUAAUAACAGUAAAUGUGGCGUCGGAGUCGCCUUUAAUGCAAAACUUGGAGGUAACUUAUAGACCCAUCGAAUUAAAGACCUUAUGGGUUUUCUCUAGUAAUAAGGGUGAACGUUACGUACUUAGCAAGCCGAAACUUCAACAUCUCCCUACUGCAUCCUUGUGCGACGCAGGCAAUCCCCUGGCCACUGAAACCUUUUAGAGUUGUUCACAUUUUCCAGUUUACUUAACGUUUUACGCGGGAGGUAAACAAGCAAUGGCGAAAUUUUCUUUCUCUUUCUGAACACGGUUAUGGUUCUUAGGAAUUCAAAUCCAGGAGAGUUCGUCUACAUUUGACAAAAUAAAUAAGUUUGAAUAAUCGCGAUGAAGCUUGAAAAAAACGUACAUUCACUUUUAAAGCGUCUCCGUCGCCGUUCUCGUAUCUGAAGGUCCUUAAUAGACGAUUAAAUACCUAGUCUACCUGUGGGACUUACACGGCACAAAAAAUACCUGCGUCUCGUUUAACAAUACUGUAUUCACAGGGAAAACAGUUUGCACCUUCAAAUGCAAUCUUCAAUCUGUUCUAGCAUCCCAUUCUCUGCUGUGAUUUUAAUCAUGGUGUUUUAUUAGCAUGGAAAAGUGGUAAUUUUGUCGACUCUUCAAAUGGUCUUAAAUUCCGCACCCUGACCCAGUAACAACCACUAUUGUUUAAUUCCCAUCUCCUCGGGCUUAUCAAUAAGGCUUCGUUCACAAGGUACCGGUCAAAUUUUCGACCGGUUGAAAAUUCGUGUGUUUAGGUGUUCCGUUCACAUAGAACCAGCUUUAGACGCCUAGCCGUUCAAAGUUCCGUGUGAACAGAGGGAAAAUAUUGAACGAUCCCGUGUAAACAAUGUGUCCGGUGAAAUUUUUCGACUGGACAACUGUCAAUUUGACUAAGAAUAAACGACUGUUUAACUGUGACAGUAGACAGAUCGAAACGCACCAAUGACAUUACGAGUCUUCAUAGCCAAUAACAUCACGGCUUAACUGACAGACGACCAAUAACAUCGCGACUUAAUUGACCAAUCAGAUCAAUAACUGGAGUUUAAUAGCAUCAACUGACGGGAUCCAACUCACUUUGACUCUGAAGAUGACUACUUCACAGGUUGUCGAGACGUCAGUUACAGUCAACAACAACAGUCCUAUUCAGGACUACGUUCACCCGGACGAUCAUACUCAACCUACCUAUCAAAAUUUUCAGCUGGUCGAAAAUUUGUCUGGUGCCAUGUGAACGUAACCUGGGCCAAGUGCCGCGGGGUUUGUCCGAACGGCAUUUUUAUGUCGUUAUUUAAUCGAAACAUUUAGCAAAGCCCGGUUACUUGCUUUUAGGUAUUCGUUUAUUUGAAGAUGAAGACUUCGAUCCCACAGAUGCGAUGGUGGCGUUAGCCCUACAACACAACCGACAGCAUAUCGAUAUCUAUUCAUGUAGCUGGGGACCUGAAGACACUGGCUGGUCUAUGGAGGGACCAGAAAAACUCACUAGGGAUCAGCUAGAGGAGGGUACAAAAAUAGUAAGUCUAUCACGUAAGGCUAACAUCACACGCAAGGGAUCAUUUUAUGGAGCUUAAUGGUCGACAUAACCUAUUGCUUAGUACUUUUUCUACUACAUUUUUGUUGGAAUAUCUUCUACAAAGGCGCGACCAUUAUGUUGUCUAGCAAUAAAUAAAAAUGUAGGUGCGUAUUGCGUCUCGGUUGGUCCAAAAAUAUGUCCGCAAUGCAGAGUGCGAAUAGCAGCUGAAUCUCCAUAUAAACGACCCGGAAAGCUACUCAUGGACAACUUGUCUCUUUAAAAAUGCUUUGGCAAAUUACCUUGAAGUACCAGAGUGGACAAUCCUUAGCUUUUAAUUAUGUUUUCUUUUGCUUCUUUUCCCCCUUUUUUAUCAUACAGGAGUGAACAGGCUAUCGCAUAACCCCUCACCUUCCUUUUGCCCGUGAAAGGGUAUCACUCGAUUUUGUCCUGAUCGACCGGAAAUCACGGUAGCUUUUGCUACAUGCACUCUUUCGAGUGCCUAUUUUUCUCAACUUGCUGAAGAGUUGAGAAAAGAGUUGUUGAAGAGUUUUAGUAGUGUCUUUUUUCUUUUAGUUUUGUGCAACCAUUUUGCUGUAUUUCUCUUUACAGGGGCGACAGGGCAAAGGCUCCAUCUUUGUAUUUGCAGCAGGAAAUGGUGGAAGAGCCUACGAUAAUUGCGCGUACAAUGGUUAUGUUAACAGCAUCUUUACAAUUGCGAUUUCUGGAGUCAACAGAAAUGGGAGUAUUCCAGGAUAUGCUGAGAGAUGUUCAGCGAUUAUGGCUUCAACUUACAGCCAAGAUGAUCUAAAACAAAAACAGAACAUUGUAGGUUAUUUCCUAUGGUGAUUUGCUAGGACACAAAAGGUUGUAGACCCACCCUGUCCUUUGCUUUCUUUUCAUUGUUGCAAGAACUAAAAGCAAACUGGUCUUAGUCAUGUCUCAGAAAUAAUUGUGUUUACUUUUGUUCUUGCAAUUGACACUGGUGCUUUAGUGAUGAUUUUCACUUUUCAACCACUCACAUGUAACGCGGAGACCAACACUAGACGUGAAAUAUCCAUGCGCGUUUUCCCGCGCUAGGAACUGAUUACCCAUAUUUCUGUUUUGAUUUCAACGAAUAUUGGUUUCCAUUCACAAGGUCACCGGCGUCCAUCUGUUCACCCUGUAAAAGAACUGGAAAAAUAAGUAGCGCUUCUUUACUUGGAAACAAAGAAGUGACUGAAAGCGCCUCGUUGUUCAAAUGUGCAUGUCUCAUUGGUGCGUUUGCUCAUGAAUAGGGUGUCACCAAGACGGUUGGCAUUCUCUAGGGACCUGGCCUUACUAAAAGUUACUAUCACUGUAACACUACCUAACUGAACUAAUGAUUUUGCCGAAGGGUGGGUAGUAGUUAGUGACGUGGAAUUAAACUUAUUGAUAACGUAAACCUGACAAAACUCAUUGAUAACGGUUUGAUCACACUAACUUAGUUCCCAGUGUCCUUUCUCUUCCAAAAUAAGAGAGGACGUGGGAAGGACGUCGUGCUCCCACCUGUACAACUGUUCAAUAAAUUAGUCUCUGCCUUUUUGGUUAUAGUUGAUUUCGUGUAUUGGAAGGAGGUUGUCGUCAUAAAUUAAUUCAAAGGGGACAGACAGCAAAUUGUUGUCGCUCGAAAUAUCUCUAUGUCGUAAAUGUUUAACGGUAGGAUAACUAAAUUGUGUGCAAUUCCAAAACUGGUUUCGGCUCCAUUAUAUCCUAUACCAUUUGUAGAACAUUUUGUGGGUACAGUUACUGACAAGGUGUAUGAGGAGGAAAGAAAAUGUAAUGCGUUAAAGCAUAGUUAGCCUGAGUAGAGGAGACUGGCUAUGAAAGCCAGCAAACAUCAAAGUUGAAAACAACGGUACUUAAGUUUAUGUUGGAAGCUCCCUGACCGUGCAUAAUCCUUUGUUUUUUGUUCACAAAUCGUGAUUGAAUAAAUUAAUGCGAUGUUUGUAUUUGUCAGUAAGUUCAAAAUGAUAGGAAUGUUAUUGAACGUUGGGCAGGGUCAGGUCCAAAAAAGCUAACAAAACUAUCUAACAAAGGAGUCUAACGAGUCUCAUAACCAUUUCACUUUAGUAACUAUGGUUAAAUAACAAACUAAAUACGCACGUCAAUUAAAUAAGUAACCAAAGAAAGCACAUUCAAACCUACAUCAACUGAAAGAAUACUAAAAUAAUCUAAAUUAACAAAGGAUAUCGCGGCACCACUCAACCACUGAAUGCAAAACCUCAACUUCCGCAGUGUAGUGUUAUACUUCUCGACGAUAACUUCAUGACGCUUUAAGAAUUUAUUGAAGGUUCUGAGCAGCAGUGCGGUCUUCCUUUACACGAAAGCUUGGGGAAAUCCUUUGAUACUCUUCACUGACACCUAUUAGAAACGAGUCUGUGAAAGAUGACUCAUUUGAAACAGUUGAAACUCCUCGAAUCAAAAGUAAACUUUUGAUGUAAACUUUGUAAACUGUUUGUAAACUUUGCUAGAUUACGUCAGACUUGAAUGGUACCUGUACUGUCACUUUCUCAGCAACUUCUGUGUCGGCGUCGAUGGCAUCCGGGAUCAUAGCGCUAGCACUGGAAGCCAAGUAAGUAGGCGAUUUUGUUUCAAAAUUUGAUAAAUUAUGCUUUGAUAAAGGCGUUACUUUCUGACUAAAGUUGACCAUCAAAUUGGUCGUUUGUUGGUUUUGUAGAUGAUGCAAUCACCCAAAGACUUUGGUCCUGUUUUCAUGGAAGUGGGGGACCCCUAGCAGGUGAGGUAACCCUCUUAGGUGGGGUAACCUGCCUGUCGGUAUGAUCUCUCAUUUUAAUUUGAUCACGUUUAUAUGAUAGGCGGGGUGACCAUAUGAGGGAUUAUAUGGACAGGCGGGUUACCCCACCGAAGUAGGCUACCUUUCCUACCUAGGGUUCCCCACCUUUAUGUAAACAGGCCCUAAGUAAAAAACGAUACUGUUGUUGAGUCACUUAAGUUAAACCUAGACAUCAUUAAUUAAUCUCACCACAAUUUGUGCUGUAUCAAUAUAUGAUAAAAUGAAUAUGACAGUCAUAUUCAUUUUCCGCCUCAUCAUUGCCUGCGUCUAGCGUCGCCGUUUUCAGAUCAUUACACGAUAUUUGAUCUCCUUGGUACUAGAAAAACUGGCCAUAUAAUGACGAGAUAUUUGUUCAUAGUCCCAGGCUAACAUGGCGUGAUGUACAGCACUUGAUUGCUUAUUCUUCCAAUUCAAGUGUGCCUCGUUCUGAUGAUUGGAUACAAAAUGCGGCAGGGCUAUGGGGUAAGUAGCUCCUUCUGGCACGCGAUACAGUCCUCUAUGACUGGUGUAGUUAUGAUUAAAUUUCGACCCUACUCGCCAUAGAGCCCCCUGUAGCUCAGUGGUUAGAGCGCUCGGACGAGAACUCCGAGGGUCGUGAGUUCUAUUCUCACCUGGACCUCGGAAUUUUUUCGGAGCUCUCUGGGUUAAUAAUUCUCCUUCUUCCAAAUUCUUAAUUGUCGAAUUUAACAGUCUGCUUUAUAAUAAACGUUGAACCUUGGACAUAAUAAGAAGAAAGGUAUGACUCCUUAGCCUUUCAGAGACGGUUAUGAGUUGUUUUCUUGCGAUUUCUGAAAGGGUGUUUUCUUUGUCAAUUUUUCGCAUGCAAGUUCUAGGUUCGAGUUGAAUUAAUAGUUAUAACUGUAGAGAUGAGCCUUUUGGAUGCAAACAAAUUCUUCCAGCCAACGGCUAGAUUAAAAAUCAUUGACAUGGUUUGAUUUUUAGUCAGCAGUUAUUUUGGAUUUGGUCUUAUGGAUGCUGCAGCAUUGGUGAAUUAUUCAAGAUCAUGGCGUACAGUGCCAAAACAGAUCAAAUGCCAAAUAACGGAGCCAAAUGUGCACAGGUAACGAGUUCGGUUUCCUUUUAUUUCCUUUCACGUACUUUUGAAAUUUUACGGGCGGAAAUCUGUCAUAGUUAAAAGUAAUAUAGGAUAGAUGGAAACGCAAUACACAGAGAAGUGUGUUGAAAAAACAUGGUUUAGUAAGGAAAGGCAUAAUUUGAAAGUGAUUUACAUUCCUUUGAACUAAAGGCCUGUUUAUAGAUAACCCCCGCUGAAUUGGUUUUCAAUACCUCGCCAUAAAUGUUUACUUAGGCAGUUUUUAAAACUUCACUGCGUUCAUGCGAGAAAGUGGGCCUGCCAUGUGUCAACUGGGUCAUCCCUGUUGAUGCGGACUAAGUUCCUGUAGCUUGUUGUUGGCGCUCACCUUACUCCCCAAACUAACAUCUUGUCCAACAAUUUCUUCUAUUGUCAUGUAGAGCUUUCAGGCAAUAUAUCGAAGUGGAUCUUACAGUAUCUAAUAGAACUUGCAACCAGGACGGCAAGAUCAACUACUUGGAACACGUUGUUGUGAUUCUUCACGCCAGAUUUGAUAGGCGUGGUUACCUAGAAGGCUUUUUAACCUCGCCUAGUGGUACAACUUCCCAAAUUCUUCCUUAUCGUGCUAAUGACGUCAUGGCAAGUGAUUUCAGUGAAUGGCCGAUACUCAGUAUGCAUUUCUGGGGCGAAGAUCCUCAAGGAGAUUGGCGAUUGCGGCUUCAGAGCCGUUAUCCUAACUACAAAUUUUCAGGUGAGAACGGACCUGCAAAUGUAGAGGGGUGUUUUCGAAUUAUUUUUUUGCAUUUAUAUUUUUCAAAUUCCAUCAACAAACAAGGCAAAAAACAAAAGCUCAUGCAUGUGAGUUUAAACUCUUAAACAACAGGCGAGAUUCAUUGAAGUCUGUCGUUGGUAAAAGCUCCAUAUGAUCGAAAUGAGGUCUUUUUUGAGAGCUCACGAGAGACGACGAGAGCCCACGAGAAGCGCAAACUCAAAGAAUUAGACGAGGGAGGGUUUGCUUGUGGUGAUCUGCACAAUCUUCAAACUUUCAAGCUUGUUUCAGAUGUUGCGAGAACAAUAACUCGGAUCACUCCAAGGGUAACUUUGGAGUAAAAAGAACAACAAUGCUCUGAAAAGCACAACAAUGUUCUAACCAGUAAUGGGGGAUAAAAAUGGAGGAAACACGUCUAUUUUUUUCUGGCAAGAAGUUAAACCGUAAACGAGAUGCCACCUGUUCAGUCUAAAGAUGAUGAGCGCAUUAUACCCUCUCUCGUGACUGUGUGGUGCUGUUUGCUUCAUGUAACUGGCAACUACGGAAGGUCUGACCUGAUUAAACCGUCUGUAACUUCUGAUCCUUGCUGGGUGAUUGAGCUAUAAGCGAGCCCAGCAUGAAGGGUGAAUCCUCACCGUUGUGCGCGUACUUCAAAUGUAAUUUUUUUAUAGCCUGUGAAAACAGCCGACAUUUGGCGACGCCACCACUGGUUUCUCCGCGAAAUGACGUCUGACAAACCAGAGUGGAGUUCCACACUGAUGACGUGUCACUUUCCAGGUCAGGGUAGGGCUUCAGAUUAGUUAAUUUAAAUUUCUCUUGCUGCACUGGGUAUUGACACGUUAUCAGUAUGAAAUUUCCAGGCUCCUUCCUCAGGCGUUAUUUUGCGUGAAGACCAAUGGCAGCGUCGCGAAAUAUCUGUUGUUUUCUCAGGCUAAUUUUUUUGUAAAUCUUCAGUCGAAUUAUAAGUACUUUUACUAUAAUGAAGAUUUUUAGAGAUAAUUUUAUUCUUAUAUUAGGGUAUUUGGUGAAAUGGAGUAUUAUCCUUUAUGGCACGGUAUCAAAUCCAUUAGAAAAUAACCGUCAUGUACCAAUACAGUUUUCAAACAGGACCUCUCUGAGUAAGUAUCUGGUUCAGUUAUCCUUCAGCUUGUUGUCACCUGAUUAUUUGCAGUAUUAUCUUUAAAUUGUCUUUAGAAUUGCCAUUCGCAUUAACAUGAGUCUGGUUUACCAAUUUAGUAUACUGGGCAAGUGUCUACAUUUCUUUCGUAAAAUGGUGGAUACCAUUUUUAAGACCCUCAGUUGGAAAAUGUUUGAUUGUUAUGUUCACACUUGCACCAAACAAUCUCAAUCUGGUCCCAGUUGUUCGAAGGUGGAUAGCACUAUCUGCCGGAUAAAUCUCUAUCCACUGGGUAGAGCAAUUCGUUUCCCUAUUACUUAUCCACUGGAUAGCGCUAUCCAGCUUUUGAACAACUGGGGCCUGAUCACGAGUGUAACCUGUUUUACUAAAUUUUGACUUUAUAAUGAUCAAUCCUUGGCGCGAAACAUGAACGGAACGCGAUUACUCCGACUGUGAUAGAAAAACAAUUCUGCUGAAGACGGUUUUGACCUCGGUUUCGUGAGAAAUUUAUCGGCAACAGAUGGUGAAAGACACAGUCACUAAUCCUCUACCCGGAUUUCUACUCGGCUUCGUCGGUAAUGUAUCUAGGUACGAGAUUACACAAUCACUAUACACAUUUCUGGUAAAAACUGGAGGUAUAACGAGACAAAGGCUGACCAUUGUAAGUUCAGAAGAAGUUAUCAGCCCCGCACAAAGAGCAGAAGAAUUAGAAGGAAAUUAUCUGAAAAGAAUCCAUAAACUUGAACAUAAAUACUAAAACGGCUAAACAGGAAAACAACUCUUUACGUCGCACAAAAACAGGAUGUCUGUUUUAGAGGAGCUACAUGUAGGCUCAGAACUGAAUUUGUUGAAGACCUCGUCCACGAGUGGCUGUAUUUUUAAAAAAAAAAGCAAAAUAUUUGAAGUAACAAGCUUGGACAUUUUACCUGAAAGAACGAAAUCAGAUGCCGUGACGUCAUCGUUUUUGAAAAUUUCCGUUUUCCUUUUACACGGCUACCGAAAACCAGCGUUUUAAAAAACAUGUACUUUUCAGUGACCGUUACCUUUUUAUCACAUUCGUGUGGGCGAAAAGUCCAUCCGCAAAAAAUUUUGCGUUUUCAAGAAAAGUAAUACGUGUCAGCGAAGUUGGUUGGAAAUUGCUAUAUUUGUUUAAAGGGUUAAGCUAUUAGAAUAAAAUUAACAAGUUUGGGGUCUAGUGUAAACACGGUAUAAUAAGUCGCCCAUGAAAAUAUAUUAAAGGUUUUGGUAUUUGCAGGUGUACUUUUAGUGUUUCAAAAACUUCCUUACUUGUAAAGAUUGCCAUUUCUUGAUUAUGAAUGUCAUAGAGUCGAAUAUAAUACAAUCAAACAUGAACAAUAAUACUUAUUUUAGCAUAUGAAUACGUCACAGAGUUAAUACAUUUCAGUAAAACACAAAUCAAAGCCAGAAAGGUACACUGACUGCAAUGGUAUGUUGUACAACCCGAAAAUGUGCUCUUGACUUGUUGUUUACGCCAUAUUGUUGGAUAAAUAGUUGUGUAGUUAGCAAUAAGAAAGGAUUCUGCUGUAUUCAAUUCGGCAAAUUUCAACUGAUCCAACGGCUAAAUUUUAUAUCUUCCUUUCCUUUUUCAGAUGUCACAACUGAAGCCGCAACUGAUGAUAUUACUGAGAUGCCUCAUAAACCGGCUGGUAUCACCCGCAACAAAGGUGAACACCUUAUGUUGACUUUUAUUUGAAGGGACAAUGUCAGUUAGUGACUGUUGGUUCCCUUACGAGCAGGGCGGGAGAUUGGGCUAUUAGAACAAGAACGUGACGAGGGGGGUGGUGCUCUCUCUUUCGCCUUGCUCGAUGCUUGCUUCGUUGGCUAUCUUGUCCCGUUGCCAAGGGAAACUGUCCUUUUAAUCUAGCCUUGACGUAUUUUAAUUAUGCUCAAUUUAAAGCUGAAAACGUAAUUCGAGCACAUGCGUUAGAGAUGAGAAGCAUAAAGGAGCAGGAAAAUUUAAAUAGUUUGUCAGAAAACAGUCGGUACCUUACGCAACGACAUCGUCAAAUCAUGCGAUGUUUUCGGUAGGACAUCGGAAAACUACGAAUUUUCUUUUGUUCUCUUUGGACUUGAAUGCGAUUCGCAAAAAAAUUGCCUCACUUUAUCAAUUUGAGUAAGAUGGAAUAAUUGCAAUGAAGUUUGAAAGAAAAGAAAAUGUUGCGCACUGGUAAGGGCAUUUACCUCCUACCAAUUUAACCUGGGUUUGAAUCCUGGAAGUGGCGCCAUAUCUGAGUUGGAGAGGUUUUUUUUUCUAUUCUUUAAUUUUUUUACCAGGGUCGACCGGGUACUCCGGGCCCCCCUCCCCCCGCCCCUCCUUAAAAUGCUUUCAAAUUAUAGUUCGAUCCCGAUUGGGAGAGGAAGAAUCACAUUCAAUUGUGGAUGUACUACAGCUCUACCAUUAAAUCAUUAUAUUUAUUUGUUUUAUCCCUCGCUUUUGGGCCCGAAAAACACGUGACUGUGGGCCACCUUUAAUUAUUGCAAAAUUUUAUGCAACUGUCUUGCCUAGUUAGAAUCCGACGCUUUCUCUUUCUGGGAAGAUGGAUCUGGUUGGGAGAACUUAAUAGUUGUUCCUGUUUCCUAGAUGCCGGAUGUUUACAUUUUGAUUGCAAAAGUGUAGUCACAAUAAAAUAUGUCUUUGAGAUUUAUUUGACUGUACAUUUCUAGGCAUGACGGGAACUGCUAUCGCCCUCAUAGCAAGUGCAGUUUUCUUCGCCUUAGCUGUUGUUUGUGCAGUUAUUCUUGUGAAGUCUGGUGUUGUUCCUUGCUGUCGAAGAACUACAUCUACUAAACUUACAGAGGACACAACUUUGUCAGAGCAAAGUGCUCCUUUGAAAGGUGUUGAUUCUUGGGGGAAAGAAUCAAGUUUAUAGCAGCAACUACAGGACUAGUGGAAUUUGUUUUCUACGAUUUGUUUACGUACAGAAGCAAAGAAUUUUACAAGUACACAUAAUAUAUAUUUUCAAGGAUGUCCAGGUCACUCUUUACCGGGACAAAUAAAAACCAUCUCGAAAGAAGCUUUCUUCACAUGCUAAAGUAAGAGAGGCUGGAAUACUUAGCCGGUCUUCUUCUGUCCUAUUCUGACAGUGUACUAUUCAAGCUCAUUCAAAACAAAUCUGAGUAACCAAUCUGAUAAACAUUAGAGAGCUUUAGAUUUGAGGAAGAGGAAGAGUACAAGAUUUAACGUAACGUUUUUGCUCGUCUUCUCAGAAAAAAGACACCGCAAGAAAGCUUCAUUUUACCUUUUUUCACCAAAAAAGUUAGUACGGUUAUUUAUACUGAAGGAGCUUAAGCCAUCUCUCGAUCAACAAAAGAAGUUUUAUCAUAAAACUUCGUACAUUUGAUAACUUGCAUUUUGUUCCCACCAUUACGACAUUCUCGCUAAAACUCGUAGGAGAAUGACGACGGCUAUCACUUUUUCCCGCCAAAAUAACGCUGGUUCACGCGUGAGCUAUGCUCAGUGUUGAGAAAAUCUCGCUCUCAUAUAAAAAAUCCGGAAAUUUCGGUGGGAACAAAAAUGGACUUCCUGAUAGGUAAAAAGUUGUUACAUUUGAUCGUAAACCCCGGUACGGCACCGAGCCCGUUACCCGACAGGACACCAAGAUGGCUGUCUAGUUGGUAACAAUUUGAACUGGUAUAAAGUACGAGAAACGUGUAAAUGGAACACGAAAUUCCGUUCGGAACGUUCCAACUGGGAAAACGGGCCUACCUUUUUAGACUUUCCACUUUUUCCGGGAAUCGGUUUCCAGUGGAACGAACCGACGAAACGUUUUCCAUUUUUUGCCGAACCGAAAUUUCCGGAAAUUUUAACUAAAUGGAAAGCGCCCGAAGUCGUCCUCGCCUCAGAAUCUAUAGCUCUCUAUUGUCUUUUCGGCUACGUCCAGUUUUUGAAAACGCGUACUUUUUACACGAAUCGUCUUUCUUCCUCCUCGUGUGAAUCCGCACACCAAAGCCACAUUGUUUUGAAACCGCUCUCCAGAGCUGUUUAAGGCCGUGCCUACGCGA